Microthlaspi erraticum is the source of this 207-nucleotide messenger RNA. The record is from the annotation of a GenBank genome assembly. NCBI's taxonomy places the organism in Eukaryota, Viridiplantae, Streptophyta, Magnoliopsida, Brassicales, Brassicaceae.
AUGGGACACAAGGAGCAUGGAGGGACUUGGCACAUGGAAGCAGCUCAACUGGAUACGCAAAGGAAGAAGGGAGAAGCCAUCUUGAAGACCAGCUCGACCGUCCACUCGACCAACUCGACCGGCCAAGCUUCAACUCGAUCGAGCUGGGGAGUCAAAAGAUCUAAUCUCAUCUUUGUGUUCUUGAAGCUCUUGCUUCUUGAAUCCUAG